Molecule: messenger RNA, 1464 nt
Organism: Plasmopara halstedii
Lineage: Eukaryota; Oomycota; Peronosporomycetes; Peronosporales; Peronosporaceae
Exons: 1
Coding region: 1-1464 (487 amino acids)
Source: RefSeq, a predicted model, not a curated record
AUGUGUAGUCAUGUCAUGGCAUUGAUAUGGCCAAUUUUGCUUUUUUCUCUAUUGUCGCUGCCCGUGCGUGUGUAUGUAAAUGUAAGUUUGAGUAGCCAAGAUGCUGGCUAUCAUCAUUCUUCUCAAGCUGCCGAUGCAACUGUUAUUCUACAUCCGUUAAAUGAAAAAGAAUGGAGGCUCUACCCGAAAAGAGACACCAAUUUAUCUAUUUUGACGAUUGUUCAGCCUGGUGCACAUUUCAUCGCAGUUAAUUUUAAGCGACUUGAUCUUUUACCAGGUGAUAAGCUCAUUGUACGAGAUCCCGAUGGUUUGGCGUCGGUCAGUAUCACUGCAAAUACCAGCACGAAGGUUGACCUCACCAAUACAUCGCCAAGUUCAGUAUUAUUACGGACUCACCCAUUUUUGAUUAAAGGAGAUCAAGUUGUUGUUGAAUAUUUUCCAAGUGUUUCAACACUUGUGCUUCCACUGAGUUUGCAACCCAGCGUUGUACUAGCCUCGUAUAUUUACGUCUUGUAUAAUUCUUCGGUUGCAGAUGUCGAUACUGAAAGCACGGUUGGUGUCAAAGAUGAAGCAAAAGAGGCUAUAUGUUAUCAAAAGACGGAACCGAAAAUGUAUGCGAAGGCUCGAGCAGUAGCAAGAUUAAUGAUCUGCAAUGACCAGAGAGGGUUUUUAAAAGAUAACUCUGAGCAAGUGACGAGCUGGGCGUUCUGCACUGGCUGGAUCCUUGGACAAGGCAAUUAUCUUAUAACAAACCACCACUGCAUGAAAGACGCAGUAGUCGCGACAGAAGUUGACGACAAUCCCUUGAAGUUAUUAUCCAAAGCCUUGAAUCGGUUAUGGCCCCAUACUCGUUCUCCAGCAAACAAAACUGGUCGUAUUGUCGAAGCAGUGGUUAGCUUUAUGGCCGAGACAAAAUCGUGCCAGGAGACAGGUUACAUAGGUGAAAAUGUUGGAGUGGUGGAAGCCACAAAAGUGUCGGUUUUGGCAGAAAAUCCAGUGCUGGACUAUGCUUUGUUACGCGUGUUGACAAAUGAAUCAACAACCGACUUGGCAAAACGCUAUGGCUCCUUGCGUCUUCGCGUUACCGGUCCUGUCGACGGCGAAGCUAUCUACAUUCCCCAACAUCCGCGUGGUGAGCCUAAGGAAAUUGCAGCAACAAAAGAUGGGAAACCUGCGGUGAUCGAAGUUUUGGCCGCCUCAAACGAUUCUUCGGACUUUUUACGCCAUGAAGCGAGCGUCAUUCAGCCAAUUGUCGAAUAUAAUGCUGACACAGAACCUGGUUCGUCCGGUUCGCCCGUAUUAAGUCAGAAAGACAACACUGUUGUGGCACUACAUCGCGCCGGAAGCUUUGAGACGCUGUCAUCCACGUCUUCGGAGCUUUAUAACAUUGGAGUUCGCGCUGAUUUUAUUGCACGCGACCUUAAGCGACGCAAAGUUCUGCCCAAAAACUCGUUGGUGUGCUAA